AUGGAUGAAAAGAAUACAAAAGCAUCAAGUUAUACGACUAAGAAAAAAUCGAAAACUACUCGAUUACGAGCACAUCCUCGCGUGAUUGAAAAUUUUCUCGUUGUCUGGCUGGAUCCAAAUCUUGAUGAUCUUAUCGAUGACGAUUGGCGCGAUAAUGUCGAUGAAUUACGAAGUAUUGUUAAUACGGUCAAUACAUUCAAUGAUGUUGAUCAAUGUAUUGAUUUUCUCAGUGAUAUUAAAGAUGAAAAAGUAUUUAUGAUUAUAUCCGGUGCUCUUGGUCAACAGGUUAUUUCUUACAUACAUGACAUACAACAGCUUCAUUCGAUUUAUGUUUUCUGUGGUAGUAAACAAAAACAUGAAAAAUGGGUAAAAGAUUGGCCAAAAAUCAAGGGCGUUUUUACACAGAUUCAGCAGCUUUGCGAUUCAUUGAAACCAGCUGCACAAAAAUGUGAACAAAAUUCUAUGCCAAUAAGUUUUGUUACAGCAAGCGAAGCAUCCGAUCAAAUAUUGGAUCAACUCGAUCAAUCAUUUAUGUAUACACAAAUACUCAAAGAAAUUAUAUUAGAAAUCAAAUAUAAUGAGCAAUCUAUUAAAGAUUUAGUUCCCUAUUGUCUCGAACAAUAUCUAGGCAAUGACAAUGAAUUACUCAUUAUUGAAGGUUUUGAAAAAAGUUAUCGUAAAAAUUCCCCCAUUUGGUGGUAUACGUACCCAUGUUUUGUUCAUUCCAUGUUGAAUCGUGCUUUACGUACUCAUGAAGUCGAUACCAUUAUUAAAAUGGGAUUUUUUAUUCAAGAUCUUCAUCGACAAAUCGAACAACUUCAUAAAGAACAAUCAAAUGAUCAACAAAAACGUUCGUUUAUUGUGUACCGAGGACAAGGUAUGUGCAAAGACGAGUUUGAAAAAUUGGUUAGAGCUAAAGGUGGACUGAUGUCAUUCAAUAGUUUUUUAUCAACAAGUAAGAAACGGAAAGUUUCGCUAGAAUUUUCUCGAGAUGCUUUAAAUAAUGUUGAUGCGAUUGGUAUUCUGUUUAAACUGAUAAUUGAACCGUCGAAUUUAUCAACCCCUUUUGCAUUAAUUGAUGAUGUUAGUUAUUUUACAUCGGAACAAGAAAUUCUCUUUUCUAUGCAUACCGUUUUUCGCAUCGGUGAAAUCAAACAAAUCGAUAAUAUCGAUCGUCUCUAUCAAGUAGAACUGAAAUUGGCAAGUAUUAAAAAUCAACAAAUUAUUGCUCUUACGGAACGAAUGCGAGAAGAAACGCGUGGAUCGACAGGUUGGCAUCGGCUCGGCAUGCUUCUUAUUAAAUUAGGAAAAUUUGAUAAAGCCGAACACGUAUACAAUGCUUUAUUCGAUUUGAAUAUGGCCGAUAAUGAGAAAGCACUAUUACACCAUCAAUUGGGACUGAUUAAACGUAAUCAAGGUGAUUAUGAAGAAGCACUUGCAUCCCACGAGAAAGCACUGGAAAUCUAUGAAAAAUUUCUUCCUACAGAUCAUCCCGAUCUAGCAACAUCCUACAACAAUAUUGGUCAAGUAUAUAAUAAUAUGGGUGAAUAUGAAAAGGCAUUGUCGUUUUAUGAAAAAUCACUUGAAAUCUACCGGCAAACUCUUGCACCAGACCAUUCAUCGUUAGCUAUUUCUUACAACAACAUUGGUUUGGUUCAUACACAAAUGGGUGACUAUUCGAAAGCACUUGCAUCUCAUCAGAAAGCACUCGAAAUCGAGCUAAGUAGUCUGCCUGAAAAUCAUCCUCAUUUAGCUGUUUCCUACAACAACAUCGGUUUAGUAUAUAAGAAUAUGGGAGAAUAUGAAAAAGCACUUGAAUCAUACGAAAACGCGCUCGAGAUUGAACGAAAAACAUUACCAUCAAAUCAUCCUUCCUUAGCAAUUUCAUUUAAUAAUAUUGGUUUACUUCAUGAUAAUAUGGGUGAUUACUCGAAAGCACUUGGAUUUUAUGAAAAAACAUUAGAAAUCUAUCAGAAAACACUUCCUACACUGCAUCAAGACUUGGCAAUAUCUUACAAUAAUAUUGGUUCGGUUUAUCAAAACUUAGGCGAGUAUUCUAAAGCACUUAUAUUCUAUGAAAAAACGCUCGAAAUUGAAGAAAAAACGCUUUCAUCAAAUCAUCCUCAUUUAGCGAUAUCGCACAGUAAUAUUGGUAUACUCUAUAAUAAUAUGGGAGAAUAUUCGAAAGCACUUGCAUCACAGGAAAAAGCUCUUGAGAUUCGACAAAAAUCAUUGCCUCCGGGACAUCGAAUAUUAGCGACUUCGUACAAUAAUCUGGGCUCUGUUUAUGACGCAAUGGGCCAAUAUACGGAAGCAAUUUCGUAUUAUGAGAAAACUCUGGAAAUCGAACGAGCAACACUUCCUCCGAAUCAUCCGGAUUUAGCUACAACUUUCAACAAUCUUGGUUUAGUGUACGAUAAUAAAAAAGAAUACGAAACCGCAUUAUCGUUUCACAAACAAGCGCUUGAAAUCUAUGAAAAAGCACUUUCACCUAAUCAUCCCAAUUUAGCUAAUUGCUACAAUAGUAUAGCUUCAACCUAUCAGAAAACACAAGAUAACACGAAUGCACUUUUAUUCUACCGGAAAGCACUCGAAAUUCGACUAAAAACUCUGCCUACAAAUCAUCUCGAUUUGGCCACUUCCUUUACCAAUCUUUGGCAGCUAUAUCAAACUAUGAAUGACAACGUGCAAGCGUUUUCGGUCUAUCAACAAUCACUUGCAAAUCAAGAAAAGACCGUUUCAUCUGACUGUUUGGAUGCGGCUCGAACGUAUAAGGCGAUUGAACAAGUAUUUGAGCAUCAAGAUCAAUCAUUAAGAACAUCUUCGUUUGUCAAACCUGUGAUUAAAAAUGUACGCAUUCCACAAGUACCAAAGCAAUUUCGUAUAAAAAACUUUCGAAUGAAACUAACAUUAAAAGGCAAAAAGAAAUAA
Messenger RNA from Rotaria socialis, 2931 nucleotides. Lineage: Eukaryota; Metazoa; Rotifera; Eurotatoria; Philodinida; Philodinidae. The record is from the annotation of a GenBank genome assembly.